AUGACGGGCGAAGCUAAGAAUGCACUAGAUAACAUUACAACGACUGGUGCUAAUUUUAAGAUCGCUUGGGAUCUACUGAAAGCAAAAUAUGAAAAUAAACGCCUUAUAAUUAAUGCACAUUUAACUGCUGUAACAAAGUAUCCUUCUGCUCAGAAGGAAUCUGCCUCCGCGCUGAGGAGUCUGCUUGACGGCGUAACAUCAUCGAUACGGGCGUUACAACAUCUUGGACGUCCCGUUGAGCAAUGGGACGAUUGGCUGAUUUUUACUAUCUUUCAUAAAUUGGAUCCUAUUACUCGAAAGGCAUGGGAGCUUUCCCUUAAAUCAAACGACAGCGAUGCGACAUUCAGGGAGCUAGAAGAGUUCCUUGCCAGCCGAACUCAGUCCCUAGAGAUAGUCCAGAGCUUCACUGAAGAUAAAUCUCAUCCCUCUAGUAAAAGGGUUAACAACUUGCACGGUGUGUCUGGAUAUCAUACUACCUCAAACCGCUGCUCUAGCUGUUCCGGUAAACACUUCAUUAUGUUCUGUGGGGACUUUCUCAAAUUGUCGCCUAAUGAACGAUGCCAAUGUAUACUGAAGCGUAAGUUAUGCAUUAAUUGCCUCAGAAGCGGACAUCAACAAUCCUGUUGUACUUCUGCUCGACGGUGUUACACCUGUAAUGCCAAACAUCACCCAAUGCUUCACGAAUAUUUUGCUUCAACCACGGCUAAUAGCAUCACGAAUCCGGUGUCAUCGCAUCAUGUAAGUCAAUCAAAUCAUAAAUUUUCGAUUCCUCAAGUGAUACUUGGUACAGCAUUGGUUGAAGUGCGAUCUGAAUGUGGCCAUGUCAUUGUAUUGCGGGCUUUACUCGACAGUGGUGCAGAGGCAACAUUCAUAAGCGAAUAUGCAGUGAACUCACUCUGCUUGCCUAAAUCAAAUGUUAAAGUGUCUAUUAAUGGUGCUAAUGGUAGUAGAGUCGCAACUGCCAAAGGACUAGUUACUUUCACACUACAUUCGCUCAAGAGUGAGUUCAACAUGCCAUGCACGGCCCUAGUGCUACCUCGAAUAGGCAACAUCACUCCAACAUUGAGUAUCUCAGACAAUGAACUUCUGCAUUUUAAGGAUCUAGAUCUAGCAGAUCCUAAGCUUUCUAUUCCUAAAUCCAUGGACAUAAUUCUCAACGCCGAAAAUUACGCCGCUGUGUUACUAAGCGGUAUACGUCGCAGAUGUCAUAACAAUCUGGUCGCUCAAAACACACAGCUGGGUUGGGUAGUCUUCGGAGGAUGCCAGGAUCAUGCUCUAGUCACCCCGAAGAACUCCGUCGAGUGUCACAACGCUCAAAUUGAUCUCGAUCGAACUCUUCGUCGUUUCUGGGAAUUAGAGGAGCUAAAUUCGGCGACUAGCCUUACUGAAGAGGAGCGUUUCGUCGAAGAGUAUUUUCAAAACACAACAUGUCGACCGAAGGAUGGGCGUUACAUAGUACGCCUGCCUAUUAAACGUGACCUAUCUCGCCUAUCUCGAGAUGCAUAUAUGCGAACUAUGUAUACAGAUUUUAUGUAUGAGUAUUUGUCGCUGAAGCAUAUGCAACUCAUCACUGGUAACAUAAACUGCUUAUCACCUGUUUGUUAUCUGUCACACCAUGAGGUUUUGAAGGCUUCGAGUACAACAACGAAACUACGCGUCGUAUUCAAUACUUCGAAGAAAUGCAGCUCGGGUAAAUCGCUAAAUGAUUGUUUAUAUCCCGGUCCUAAGUUGCAGAACGACCUAACAGCGGUUGUGAUGAGCUGGCGUCGAUAUCAGGUCGCUCUCACAGGCGAUAUCACUAAGAUGUAUCGGCAAAUCUUGGUUGAUGAACGAGAUGCAGAUCUGCAGCGUAUCGUAUGGAGUCCAACGAAGCAUGAGCAUCCAUCGCAUUAUCGAUUAAAUACCGUUACGUAUGGGACCAGCUGUGCGCCUUACCUCGCGAUCAAAGUGCUGCACACUUUGGCAUCAGACGAAAAAUGA
Anastrepha ludens (Mexican fruit fly) is the source of this 1980-nucleotide messenger RNA. RefSeq lists its product as uncharacterized. Lineage: Eukaryota; Metazoa; Arthropoda; Insecta; Diptera; Tephritidae. The coding region runs from base 1 to 1980 and encodes 659 amino acids. The record is from RefSeq and is a predicted model, not a curated record. Gene Ontology annotation, biological process: proteolysis. The transcript has a single exon. Gene Ontology annotation, molecular function: aspartic-type endopeptidase activity.